AUGGAGGGCAGGCACCAGUAUUUGAAUGGUAACCCGAAAGCAAUAUUCUUCACUGAUUUCGACGGAACUGUUACUUUGCAGGACUGUAAGCAAUAUAUACUCGCCCUUUUCACUUCUUCAUAUUUUGCGAAGCCAUUACUAAGAAGUUUAUCAGGCAAUGACUACCUAGUUGACAAUUUCGGCUUCGGGGCCGAAAAACGCCGGAUGCUUGAGCUCAAAGUCCUAAAUGGAACUUUGGCAUUCAGGGAUGCUUUUCAGGCUAUGCUUGACAGCGUGCGACUACCCUUCAAUGAGUGCCUUCGUAUCGUUCAGGAAAAUAUCCAGCUCGACCCCAGUUUUGUCAACUUCUAUCUCUGGGCAAAAGAGAAAAGUAUUCCAAUUGUGAUUCUGUCAUCCGGAAUGACGCCUGUGAUAGAGGCAUUGCUGGUUUCCUUAUUUGCUGGCAAGCCUAGCAAUAUAUUUAUCGUUGCAAACAACGUUGCCCCUCACAACGGUAAACAUAUCAACAUGGUUGGUGGAUGGCAAAUUAAGUAUCGCGAUGAUAGCAUAUUUGGCCACGACAAAUCGCUGGAAAUUAAGCAUUGCGUUGCACUGCCUGUCGGAGAACGUCCUGUGGUGGCUUUUGCGGGAGAUGGAGUCUCAGACCUCUCUGCUGCGUCCCAAACAAACAUCCUAUUCGCCAAAGAAGGCCUAGAUCUAAUGAAGUACUGCAAACAGAAACGGAUUCCUUUUGUGGCCUUCAAUGAUUGGGAUUCUAUUCUUGACACAAUGCAAGACAUCUAUGAGAGAACAGUGAAGAUCUAG
Aspergillus fumigatus Af293 is the source of this 804-nucleotide messenger RNA. Lineage: Eukaryota; Fungi; Ascomycota; Eurotiomycetes; Eurotiales; Aspergillaceae. The record is from RefSeq and is a predicted model, not a curated record.